Caenorhabditis briggsae is the source of this 414-nucleotide messenger RNA. Bases 1 to 414 code for a protein of 137 amino acids. The transcript has 3 exons. The record is from RefSeq and is a predicted model, not a curated record. NCBI's taxonomy places the organism in Eukaryota, Metazoa, Nematoda, Chromadorea, Rhabditida, Rhabditidae.
AUGAGAUCAACAUCGCAUUCGGAUCGUUCAAUUGUGAAUUCCACAAAUUUCGAAUUGCCACGUGUCAGAUUUGGAUACAAAGAGGACCGAUGUCUGAUUGUGAUCUACACAGGAGUCGAAAAAUUCCUGAAAUUGGAAAUGAUUAAAGGAGCUCAUGGGAUUACUGUAUUGAGGAUCUCCCGUGCAGUCUGGGAAACUACUGUAAAGAUUGUGGAGACCCAUUCGAGUAUUGAAGACGUUGGAAGUGAUUCAGAAGACUCUCCAGAAGAUUCCGAACUCGAAAGCGAUCCAGAAGACGAUUUAGACGACGUCAGGGAUUCUGAAACCUCGAAAAUUCUCAUUUUUCUUCUUUUCCCGAUUCUUGGAGCUAUGGUUUUUUACUGGAUUUUUCUUGAAUUUUACGCUUUCUCAUGA